Brenthis ino (lesser marbled fritillary) is the source of this 2193-nucleotide messenger RNA. The record is from the annotation of a GenBank genome assembly. NCBI's taxonomy places the organism in Eukaryota, Metazoa, Arthropoda, Insecta, Lepidoptera, Nymphalidae.
AUGAUGUGCGAACUGUACAAGAUAUUACUCAUUGUUCAUUGUACUUGGAGUGCUUGUAAAGCUCAGAGUUAUUUCGAUGGUAGCAUCAACCUGGCUAAAGAUGAAUUAAGCGUGUGGCAGCAAUAUCAGCGAAACCCACGCGUGGUUAGUACCAACGACCAGCUCACAUGUCAAAGGCCCAAUAUCUUUUGUGAGGAACCCCCAGAUUCAAUUCCAUUGGAUUCCGGUAAAGAUUGCAAUUUCCGAAACGUGUGGUAUCAUGAACAAGUAUUCAAAUGGAUUGCUGGUGUUGGCUGCUUGGUCUACACUCCAGAUUUUUUAUAUGUCAAUGGAUCAAACCCCAUCAAUCUAAAUACAGAAUGCAUGUAUGAGGGUCUCUUCGUACCGUGCUUGGAAAUAGUGAAAGAUGAUGGUACAUGCUCUUGUUAUCCAUUCGAUCCUAGCUUUGAGGAGGUGGCAACAAGAAUACGUAAUGCUUUAGUGCCAUCAGCUCAGGGGAGAUGGGAAUCUUGCUUCUACGCGGCAAGUGAUUGCUGCAGUCACUUUAUGAAUGGAUAUACGAACGAUGAGAACCAAUGUUCCCCAACAUUCGACGGCUGGACGUGCUGGAAGGCUCAGCCAAACGGCACCACAGCCAGCUCGGUGUGCCCGGAGUUCGCGUAUUCCAAUACUGGACCUACUUGCCAUCACUACAGCAGUAAAAAAUGCCAUUCGAACGCGUCGUGGGAGCUGCAGACGGACUACAGCACGUGCAGCGUGACGGGCCGCCUGCUGGCGCGCUACCGCUUCCACGUCGCCGCGCUCGCCGCCUCCAGCGCCGCCAGCCUGCCCGCCGUCUUUAUAUUCUUCUUCUACAGAAGGUUGAGGGUCACGAGGGUCGCCUUGCACAGGAAUCUGCUUAUUGCUAUCAUUUUGAGGAACAUCCUGGUUAUGAUUAGUAGGAGUGAGAUCCACAUAGACGAGCUGAGCAACACGCGCGACACGGCCAUGUCGCGGCACAGCGCGGCGUGCCGCGCGCUGGCGCUGGCGGAGCGCGGCGCCGCCAACGCCGUGUUCGUGUGCAUGCUGGUGGAGGGCGUGUACCUGCACCGCCGCAUCGUCGCCGUCUUCCGGCACACCUUCAGUGUCAAAUGGCUGUACGGGAUUGGUGCUGUGCUGGGCAUAGUGCCGGUGGUCGCGUGGGCGGCCACCAUGGCGCUGGUCAGCGACCACUCGUGCUGGGAGGUGUACACGGCGCCGCACGUGCAGUGGGCGCUGGACGCGCCGCGCCUGCUGGUGCUGGUGGUCAACGGCGCGCUGCUGGCGGACGUGCUGCGCGUGCUGCUCACCAAAGUACGCAACUCGGAGAAUGCUAACCAGCUGAGCACAGCUAAAGCCACUCUGUUCCUGAUGCCGCUGUUCGGCACGCAGUUCAUGUUCACGGCGAUCCGGCCGCGCACCAGCGACUGCGGCUGGGAGCAGGCCUACUACUUCAUAGCCUACAUGAUGGAGGCGCUGCAGGGCGUCUUGGUGGCUUUGCUUUAUUGUUAUAUUAACAAGGAGGUCCACAUGCUUAUCAAAGCUACGUACAGAAAAACCGGGGACGCCUUCACAUCUCGCAUGAGAGGCUCUACCUGCCCUCGUGCGAGUGUAGACCCUAACACAGACAGACGACUUACGUACAGCACUAACUUACAUACCAAUGUCGAUAAACAUUAUACCACCAUAACACCAAAGUUGCAUGUAGCUGAGAUCAUUUCUAUACAAGCUAGCGAAAGAUUAGCUGAAAUACUAGAUCCAGUCUACGAAACAAUCGAUCAAGGUGUAGUAAACGAAGGUUAUGAUCGUUUAGAACGGCCCGAUGUACCGAAUCGGGAUAAAGUCGAUGAGUAUUACGGUUUUACAAAUGCGUCCAGUGUAUCAAUAGGUUGUCCGGAUUGGAUACAAAGCACACCAGAUAGUGUCUACAAUAGUUCUGUUAAUGAUACAGCUGAUAAUAAUGAUAAAAUAAGAAAUGAUAAUGAUAAAUUAGAUAAUGAUUACGAAAACGUCAUAGAGGAAGAUAUAAAUGUUGCUCAGGAUAAUAAAUACACAGAUGAAACAAUGCUCGAUGAAAUAUUGCAAUACAUAGACAAUAAUAAAGAAGUGCAACUCAAUCCCGAUCUCCUCUCACCCAACAGACCUGACGGAGAUAAAAUUGUAUUUGUAGAUAAA